AUGGGCUAUGCUGCCCGCUUGCACCUUGUCAACCUUGUAGAAGGACUGGGCCCCGUGGAAUAUUCACAAGCCGAUGAAGAGUUUAGCACGUGGUGGGGAAUUGUCAUUGCUGAAAGGUGUCCAGAUAAAGACCCCCGACUACCCAAGACUAUCUCACAAAAAUGGAACCCAGCUCGUUCCCCAGAAGCUCUCACCCCAGAGGGCAAUUCCCUAAGCUCAUCAUUUGUUGACUGUGAUGGAUACGCAAGUGUGACCCAGGCUGCGUGGCUUCUGGAUCAAGUCUUUAAAAGCCUAGAAGUGCAAGACAUUGAUAGCAGAUUAGUCCUGCUCGAUAGACUUGACCAUGCUUUUCAAACAUCUCUAGCCCUUACCAUGGAACAAUCCCAAGGGCGAUGGGGGCUAUUCUGCACGGCGAACGCCAUCAUGAUCAGACACAUCAUCGAGCUCACAGCGGAAAUGACCCCGUCACAAGAGAAAUCUCCGGACCAAUGGCGCGACAGCUCCUAUAUUGCACUCGAGACGAUCACACAAAUGAUGCAGGAUAUCGCAACUUCUCAAGAUGAUAUGUCCCUUGAAGAGAUGGAUGCGCUACCGCCUAGCCGUGCCUUCGUUCUCAGGGAAGCGCUGCGAUAUGUUGAUGACCCUGGGAAGGGCAAAACAGCUUUGCACUAUACGGUGCGCAAUGGAGAUACAGAUACACCAAGCACCUCUCCCCUUGACAAUAUAGGAUUGGAUCUAACCAUCUCUGAUGCUGGUGGAUAUACGCUUCUUAGCCAUGCCGCAUUCAAUGGCGACCUACGAAUGGUGGAAUAA
This is a messenger RNA of Penicillium hordei, 813 nucleotides long. RefSeq lists its product as uncharacterized. The record is from RefSeq and is a predicted model, not a curated record. NCBI's taxonomy places the organism in Eukaryota, Fungi, Ascomycota, Eurotiomycetes, Eurotiales, Aspergillaceae. The transcript has 4 exons. Bases 1 to 813 code for a protein of 270 amino acids. Gene Ontology annotation, molecular function: protein binding.